Messenger RNA from Capronia epimyces CBS 606.96, 1701 nucleotides. RefSeq lists its product as uncharacterized. The transcript has 2 exons. The record is from RefSeq and is a predicted model, not a curated record. Gene Ontology annotation, biological process: regulation of DNA-templated transcription. Lineage: Eukaryota; Fungi; Ascomycota; Eurotiomycetes; Chaetothyriales; Herpotrichiellaceae. Bases 1 to 1701 code for a protein of 566 amino acids. Gene Ontology annotation, molecular function: DNA-binding transcription factor activity, RNA polymerase II-specific; zinc ion binding.
AUGCCCCGUUGUAGGAAGCGUCGGAUCAAAUGUGAUGAAGCAAAGCCCGUCUGUCGGCAAUGCACUAGCUCUCUACGCAAAUGUGAGGGAUAUCAACCUCAGGCGUGGCUGUUCGAGCCUCGUGGUGACAGCAAUGCGCCCGACCAGCACAACACCCUCGUCCAAGUUAUAUCUCCUCUGGGGCCCUUCGGAGAUGGCAUCGACAAACGUGGGUUCCAGUUCUGGCACGAACAAGCUGCGCCCAUAUUCUCCAGUUACUUUGGUGCGUCUCCCCUGUUCGCCUUCUCCUUUCUCUCAGUGUCAAUAGGGCCAGGGCAUCGACUGACCGCGCCGCCAGGUCAUUCCUUCUGGUCGCGACUUCUGCCCCAAAUUGGAGUUGUUCAACCAGCAGUCAAGCACUUGCUCAUUGCUACGUCGUCCCUAGUUGAGACUGCUGUUCAGAAGGGCGUCUCUCGAGACCAGAACGCUGUUUACCAGACUCACUACACUAGGGCCAUCCAGGCUACAUGUUCUUCUCGGCAGAUUGAGAGUGUCCUGAUGGCCUGCCUACUGUUCGCCUGUUGUGAGUUCAUGCAAGGCAAUGUUGUUCCCGGCCUUCAUCACAUCAACUCAGGCUUGAAUAUCAUGGAGGAGUGGUACAAGACGGGCAGCAGCAUGUCGUCCGGGCCAAAUGCUCAAACUGCACGUCUGAUUAUCGAUGUCAUCGGUCCCCUCUUUAUCUCCUACAUUGACAAGGCCCCAACUUACGGGAGGGGAGAUAUCACCAUCACUCAGAGUGCAUGUUCUGGCACCAUCAGUCCUAGCCAUGAACUACCCUACUUUGACCAUUUCACAGAUCUGCAUCGAGCACACCAUGCCUUGGACGGUAUUGCUCAUCACGUGGCAAGGAUGAUGGACUUCAGGAGGACCCCGUUGGCCCCCUCCCCUCCGCACAAGCUGCAAAAGUUACUCGACACUUGGUGGGUGUCCUUCGAGGUCUUGAAAACAAACAUGCCGUGGGCCCGAAAAGAGCGGCUCAAACUAUCACUGCAGUUAAUGCACGUCCAAUACACUGUCCUGUCAAUGAUGCUGCGCUAUUUAGUAAGCAAAAAUGAAGGUGUCUAUGACCAUUUCGAGCAAGAGUUCCAUUGGAUCGUGGAUCAGUACGACGACUUCUCGAAAGCCUGGGCAAAAGAUGAGCCUUUGAAAUUCUCGGCCAGGAUCGAACCCGUCGAUGGCCACAUGGGAUAUAUUUCCCCUUUGUUCUUCACCGCCACCAAGUGCCGGCACCAAUAUAUCAGAACCGCAGCCCUGAACCACCUCGCUGCUUUGAGGGUGGUGGAAAACAACUGGACCAGCUGUACCGCGUAUCAAAUUGCUCGAAAGAUCAUCGCCAUUGAGAACACACGGUCCAUCAUCAAUGAUCGCGUCGGUCUGAGGGACGAGAGAGAUCUAAUCCGGCCAGUGGAAGCCUCUAUCACCGACAACCGGCUGACUCAAGCCACCCUCGAGUAUAUCGGGCAUCCUUAUGACGAUGCUUCCCUUUUGAUGCAAGAGACGAUUGACUUGCAGGGCUGCUCUGCGUCGUCAGUCCAGUGGCCGCUGGGCAGGAUCAUCCGAAUUGGAGGCUUUCAAGGAGGUGCGGUCAGGCCUAGGCCCACUAAUUGCCGCUGCCGCUUCUUCCAGGCAAAGGAAGAUAUAGUCCUUCGAACGAAAUGGUGA